This is a messenger RNA of Solanum stenotomum, 1119 nucleotides long. RefSeq lists its product as uncharacterized. The record is from RefSeq and is a predicted model, not a curated record. NCBI's taxonomy places the organism in Eukaryota, Viridiplantae, Streptophyta, Magnoliopsida, Solanales, Solanaceae. The transcript is spliced from 2 exons. The coding region runs from base 81 to 737 and encodes 218 amino acids.
CCACUUUAUUAUAUCAUACAAAAACCUCAAACACCCUCAAAAACCUCCUAAAACCCUUCAAUUUCAAUCCAAUUUCCGCCAUGAAUUCCAACUCCACAACUCCAAAUUUCGAUAAUCUUCUUCUCCAAUCGUUAAUGGGUAGACUCCAAAUCCGUCCUCCUCCUUCUUCUCUUCCUUCAUCAAACCCGCCAUUUCUUUCUCCACAAUCACUCGAAGACCUUCUCUUCAACAACCUCCCUUCCGAUGAAGACGAUGAUGAAGAAGAAGAUCAAGACUAUAACCUUAAUGGAUCCUCCUCGAAGUCCCAGCUCUCCAGAGAAGAAUCCCGGCUUGAAAAACAGAUAAUCAGAAUAAUACUUACUGGAAAGAUUGAUUCAUUGAAACCCAAUUCGGGUCAGGCUGUUACGAUUGGUGAACAUCAUAUAUGUGUCGGGUUUCAUGAAGACCCAGGUACGGAUUAUCGGGUUUGGGAAUGGCAUGGACAUAUUAUGUUAUUUGAUGAGGAAAAUGGCUAUACACCGGAGUAUAUUUAUGGGAAUUAUUUUGAAAGAGUUAGUGUGAAGUUGACGAAGAAGAAGAAAACAGAAGAAGAAGAAGAGGAGGAGGAGCUAGAGGAAGUUGAGAAAGAAGAGAAGUUGGGGAAUUUGGGGUUGAAGGAGUUGAUUGAAUCAGGUGAAUCAAAUAGUGAGGGGAGGAUACUUCGUCGGAAUAUGAACGCUGGCACUCCAAGGGUCUAGCUUACAGGCUGGUGAAUUUGCUCUUUUGCAACAAAGAGGUGCUCUGCACAUUUCCCCUUGGCUGGAUGGAGGUUUUUUCAUCUUCCCAUCUCUAAUCUAUUUGGUAUUUGAAUGGCAUACCAAGCAGCUUGGAAAGUUAGGAGAACACAGGCUUCAAUUGAAAGUUUAGGAGCUCCGUGCUGAGCAGCGUGGAGUUGAGACUACUUUUCUGUGAUAAGACUCUUCUGUUAAAUUCUCAAAGCGGUUGCCCGUGUAUAUUGGGUUGAUCACAGAUUAUAAGAUAUUCGAUUUCUGAAUGUUGAUCGUCACUGAACAUCUUUUUUGGGUGUGUUGAGUAACAUGUUUUUUAACGACUUGUCUCUGAACUAGUUUGAGUAUGUUU